AUGCAGAGCAUCAGAUCCUCACUCCUCGCUGAGAAUCAAGCCUCCGCUGGGGACUCUCACACCUGUGCCGUGAAGUCCGAUGGUCAGCUGGUCUGCUUUGGAUGGAACCAAUUCGGACAGUGCGAUGUGCCAGAGGACAUAGGAGAGACGUUGUUGGUCUCAGCAGGCCACUCUCACACCUGUGCAAUUACAGCAGAUGGUCGGCUGGUUUGCUUUGGAUGGAAUGAAUACGGGCAAUGCGAUGUGCCUCGAAACCUAGGGCCAGUCUUGACCGUCUCAGCGGGCCGUUCUCACACCUGUGCAAUUACAGCAGAGGGUCAGCUUGUUUGUUUUGGGUACAACUCUGACGGACAAUGCGCUGUGCCCGCAGACUUGGGACCAGUCGUGGCAGUCUCUGCAGGCGAAUCGUACACCUGCACUGUGAAAGCAGACGGGCAGCUGGUCUGUUUCGGUUCCAACGAAUACGGGGCAUGCGAUGUGCCUGCGGAUCUGGGACCAGUAGUGGCGGUCUCUGCCGGCCCAACCCAUAGCUGCGCAGUGUGCGCCGAUCGUCAGCUGGUCUGUUUUGGUUCCAACGAAUACGGGGCAUGCGAGGUGCCAUCAGAUUUGGGACCAGUUCUCGCAGCUUCGGCAGGUCGGUUUCGCACUUGCGCAGUGAAAGCGGAUGGCAAGCUGAUCUCAUUUGGAAACAACAACCAGGGGAAGUGUGAUGUUCCCGCAGAUUUGGGAAGAGCUGUCUUGACCUCAGCAGGCGGAUAUCACACCUGUGCAGUUAUGGCAGAUGGUCAGCUGACCUGCUUCGGAGCGAACCCAGACGGCCGCUGCGAUGUGCCAGAGGACCUCGGGUACGAGUCUGAAUUUCCGACCACUCCCGUCAUGAUCCAGGUUGCCAAAGACCUGAAGGAGAUCUUGGAGAUAGCGCGAGGCUUCUGUGCGAGUUCUGCAGCCUACGCCGGAAAGGACUGUAUGGGAUAUGCGGACCGAAAUCAGAUCUUUGUGUUUUGGAGGGCAGCAGCAACACCCACAAUAUCGAGUAUUGAAGCAGGCUCCCCUUUGCUGAGCGGCGUGUCCUUCUUCGAGUUCCAUGUCCGCUAUGACAAGGGGGGCAGCGAGAUGGAUUUCGGCAUCUUCCAACUUGGGGACUACCCCGUGGCCGAGUUCGAUUACUUCGGAGACGAGUUCCAAGCUUGGUGCCUGGUGCCAGCAGCCAAGGGCGAUGGUGAGCUGCCACGUGCUGUGGCUUCAGCCUACGGCGGCUCCGCGGACUUCUCGCAGCUUUGCAUUCCCGAUCCUCGCAAGGUCACCCUCACCUCCCACGGAUACCGGAGUAUUGCUGAGCAGGAGAAACCAGAAAGGAUGCAAGUCUUCAUCGAUCGUUUGGUCGCGCAUUUCGGUGGCAAGGUCACGAACUCGCACGACCGCGACGAAUUUGCACGUGGAUUCACUUUCCAGGAGGGUCGCCGUGAAGGAUCCCUCCGUUUCGCUUCAUUGGUUGUCGCACUGCAGGAGCAACCUGGCUGGGCAAGUUGGAACAACGAUGUCAGCUGCGUUGCCGAUCGGGACUCUCAUGCACCGGCUGUGGGCAGCGCCGUAGGUGAUGCGUGCCGGAACAUGAAGGAAUUCCGAUGCUUGGAGAUCCCGGAAGCCUGCAAGUCCAACAUUUGGGAUGUUGCAGACUACGAUGUUCCUGUGGCAAGCGUUCCACCAGCUGCUCAAGCAAGGGUGUCGGGAGAUGGAGAGAUUGUCGACAAGCCGACAACACUGCAUCAAGACCGAGGUGAAUUUCGCCUGAGGGAUCUGGCCAUGUACGCCUGCUCUGGUCUCGGCGGGUACAGUGCGUCUUCGGCCAUGACAGGUAACGCUGGCACAUAUUCGCUCCCUCCGGCACGCUCCGAAGGACUCCGCUCGGAAGGCUUCAACUAUUGUCCAGGUCAGACCUUGAAGAU
This is a messenger RNA of Symbiodinium necroappetens, 1946 nucleotides long. The record is from the annotation of a GenBank genome assembly. Lineage: Eukaryota; Dinophyceae; Suessiales; Symbiodiniaceae.